AUGCCGAAAGUUAAAAGUGCCAAAAUCAGUUUUGUAAUUGAAACGAAUGAAACGUUCCGAAAUUCAAUGGUCUCUCCAUCUAACGAAGUAUACAAAAAAUCAUAUCAGGAAAAACGACAAUAUGUUGAAAAUUUACUAAAAGAAAACACGUACCCAUAUGAAAUAGACCUUGACCAUUUGAUUGGACUUUCUGUAAAGUCUAGAAGACAUAAAAGUUAUAAAGAGAAUAAAAAAGAGCAUCCGGCUAGACCGCAAAACAGCUUUUUUAUAUUCAGAAGAAUUUUUGACGAGCAGGCCUGUAAAAAUGAAGAUACCAAAGUAAAAGAUGUGUCAAUCGACGCAGGAACAGAAUGGGAAAAAUGGAAGUCUACUGACUUCGGAAAUCUAAUCGAACAUAUCGCUAUUCUGGCGGAAAAGUUUCAUAGAUGCAACUAUCCGAAUUACAAGUAUCAACCACAAAAAAAGAGUCCAAAACGGACCACUCUUUCUAGUCCAGAAGCAGAAGAUGAAAAAUUAGAUCCUUUGAGGUCAACAGAAACUUAUGGUUUACCAACGCCGGCAUCUUCGCUGGUCUCACCAGCCAUGCAUUCAAUUGACGGUUUUGCAGGAAGCUCUGGGCCCGAUUUUACCUUGUUCGAUAAGCUAAACAAUCAAAUUUCGAAUUUAUUCGCAGAAGAUAUUCAAACAGAGACCGAACUAGAGAAUUUAGAGAAUUCAAUUAAUAAUGAAAUAUAUGCGACUCUCACUCUUAAAUCCUCCGGUGUAACGGAUAUUGCUCAAGCGGUUAACUCAUCUCCGCAAAUUUCUACUCUCGAAACUCAUGUGAUUUCCCCGGUUUCCUCUCCCAAAUCCUCCGGUGUAGCGGAUAUGGCUCAAGAGGUUAACUCAUCCUCGUACACUCCGGAGUUUUCUCCGGUUUCCUCUCCCGAAUCCUCUGGUGUAGCAGAUAUUGCUCAAGAGAUUAACUCAUCUCCGUACAUUUCCUCUCCCGAAUCCUCUGGUGUAACGAAUAUUGCUCAAGAGGCUAACUCAUCUCUCGAAACUCUGUUUUUCUCUUCCGAAUCCUCUGGUGUAAUGGAUAUGGCUCAAGAGGUUAACUCAUCUUCGUACGCCUCUUCUCUCGAAAAUCAUGUGAUUUCCUCGGUUUCCUCUCCCGAAUCCUCCGGCGUAGCGGAUAUUGCUCAAGAGGUUAACUCAUCCCUGUACACUCUGGGGUUUUCUCCGGGUUCCUCUUCCGAAUCCUCUGAUGCAAUGGAUAUGGCUCAAGAGGUUAAAUCAUCUCCGUACACUUCUACUCUCGAAACUCAGGGGCUUUCUCCGGUUUUCUCUCUCGACGAGACUCAACAAAUGAUUUUAGAUCUUGCAAACUUCAAUUAUCCUCCGUGCUUCCCCGCUUUCGACAACCAACAUGAUUUUACACAACAAAUGGUGGCGAGUCAAAGUGAAUUUGCCACUACACCAUCUUACAAUUAUAAUCAACAAUUUGUAAACGAAGAUUCGAUUUACACAACAUUUGAUUACCUGGUUUAUCUACAAGAACAGUUAUGGAAUGAUCCAACGUGGAAUAUGCUAACCUGA
Molecule: messenger RNA, 1578 nt
Organism: Acaulospora morrowiae
Lineage: Eukaryota; Fungi; Glomeromycota; Glomeromycetes; Diversisporales; Acaulosporaceae
Source: the annotation of a GenBank genome assembly